Molecule: messenger RNA, 4779 nt
Organism: Hypanus sabinus (Atlantic stingray)
Lineage: Eukaryota; Metazoa; Chordata; Chondrichthyes; Myliobatiformes; Dasyatidae
Gene: mindy4
Product: MINDY lysine 48 deubiquitinase 4
Exons: 18
Coding region: 107-2500 (797 amino acids)
Biological process (GO): protein K48-linked deubiquitination
Molecular function (GO): K48-linked deubiquitinase activity; cysteine-type deubiquitinase activity
Source: RefSeq, a predicted model, not a curated record
UCGAGCAAGUUCGUAGGACCUGGGAGAGCGAGAGGUUGGCGCAGUUUUGGCGUUGGUGAUUUGAAUGAAGAGGGAAGACGCCGUGUAAACAUCCUGGACCCCGGCGAUGGACAACAGCAGCGUGGAGGAGACGGCCGCCGCCCUGGUCAGGGAAUAUCUGAGCCGCAAGGGUUUAAAGAAGACGAUCUCUGCCAUGGACCAGGAGCUUCCACGCUCAGAGGGCAGCAUUAACACGCGAAAUGAGCUCAAGAAAGUACUGCACCUCGACUCUCUAUACAAACAGAACAAGGCUCAAGUGGUGCCACUAAAGACAAUGCUUGAAAUAAUCACCAAAUACUUCUUGGAUUCUUCUGAAAACACAAAGAAUUUAGCGCGGGACAAUUUUCGAACGCCAGCUAUAGUAAAUCAGCGAGCCCCAGCCGUACGCUUUGACAGUACCUUAGUCAACAUCUACGACAUCUCUGAUGAAGAGAAAGGGGGGACCGUACCAUUUCAUGAUCUGAAUAAAAUGGAGGCUUGCAGGUUCUCAAAUGAUUCAACCAAUUUGUCCUGUAUGUCCGUGACCCCUUGCAAGACCUUACAAAGUUCACUGAAGAAGAAAGAUCGAUCUCCAGGUGGUAAUGGAUGCCCUUCAGGUGGUGAACCAGGGCUGCUUCCUGUGAACGUCCUAUCGCAAGAUUCUUCCAGGGUUAACAUGUUUCCCAUUGAGGGUAGAGGAACAAAUAUGGAGCAGAGAUCAAGGUCAUGUCGCAUAGUUCGUGGCAUGAUGCCUGCCCCAGUCCGUACUGUACAGGAGGACCCCUCCAAAAAGCGCCUAAGCAAACGAGGCUCGGGAUCCAACCUGACCCUGCACGUGAUUGAGAGCGACGUUGACAGCGGCACCUGCUUGAAGGGCUACACACGGCAGGCAAGCAGCUCGUGCGAGUGCAUUGCUGGGUCUGACUGGCUGCCCGCUACCGGCACCCUGGUGGAUCACGUGGCAGAAGGCCCGUCUUCUCAGGACUACCCACAGAUGAAGCCCCCGGGCUACUAUCCUGGCGGCCGCUGCAGUCAGAAGCCGCAGGAUUUCCGAUGGUACCACGAGCCAGUUGAUGACCUCGGCAUUGAAAGGUUACCAGAACGGGCAAGAUGCCAGACCCCAAGUGGUCUGGAGAUGAAGCAUCCCCCGAACCUGAAUGCCAACGUGCCUGAAAGGAGCAGGAAGGUGAAGUUUGCACCAGAAUGCAUGAACAUUGAGCACAAGGCUAGAGACAGUGAUGCUCCGAGUAUUGAGGACCUACAUGCCAGAAUGUCUUCAAUGUGUUCUGAAAAUCAGCUGGAGGAGCGGCUGCAGUUAGCUGACAUUGAUGAUGAUGACUUCGAUGAAGUUGAUGAAAUUCCAACUAUUAGUUCGCUUCGUAAGCAUCACAUCGAUUCAAAACCCAUAGACCAGGCUCUUGCAGUACAGCUGAAAAACCUUCUGUUUGGCUCCAGUUUCUGCUGCUUUGCCGAGGAAUGGAAGAUACAGAGUUUCACUUUCAAUGAUCUACCUGAAUUAAAAUAUGGAAUCGUUCAGAAGAAGGGUGGUCCAUGUGGGGUUUUGGCUGCCGUUCAAGCCUGUGUUUUGCAAAAGUUGAUCUUUGAAGACGUCGUCAGUGGUAGCACUGAAAGCAUCCUCCCUCUGCCCCACAGGGAGCUACGGCCCACCAAUGGGCAGCGAUCACAGAGUCUCGCCUUGGCCAUUGCAGACAUAUUGUGGCGUGCAGGUGAAAGGAGAAGAGCCGUGGUUGCACUGUCAACAGGAAGACAGCAGUUUAUCCCAACAGGAAAAUAUAAAGCUGAUGGGACUGUAGAAACGAUUAUAUUGAAUACACUGACAAACUUCAAAGAUCUGACCACUUUCCUUCAACAAAAUGUUGGCCAGUUUGAGAUUGGACCAUUUGGCUGCAUUCUUCUGACACUGUCUGCUAUUUUAUCCAGAUCCAUUGAAUUAGUAAAAUCUGACUUUGAUGUCCCCACCAGUACAUUGAUCGGAGCUCACGGCUACUGUACACAGGAGCUUGUAAAUCUGCUGUUGACUGGUAAAGCUGUCUCCAAUGUUUUCAAUGAUGUUGUAGAGUUGGAUUCUGGCAACGGCAACAUCACGGUCCUCAAAGGAAUUUCUGGGCGCAGUGACAUUGGCCUGCUGUCACUCUUUGAGCACUAUAGCAUCUGUAAGGUUGGAUCCUUCUUGAAGACACCAAAGUUUCCUAUCUGGGUGGUGUGCAGCGAGAGCCACUUCAGCGUCUUGUUCUGCCUAAAGAAGGAGCUGCUGAGCGACUGGAAAUCUGAGAGGAGAUUCGACCUGUAUUACUACGACGGCCUAGCAAACCAGCAGGAUGAAAUUCGUCUGACAGUCGAUGCAUCGGAAGGAUGUCCAUUGGAAGGAGAGGAUGAUUUAAUUCCCCCAUUGGAGCUGUGCAUCAGGACAAAGUGGAAAGGAGCGUUUGUAGAUUGGAAUGGAACAGAACCCAUCCUGUGACGCGGUGGACCAUGACCUCCAAAGUGAAUUUGGGAACCUGUGCCUCGCAAUUGAAAGGUGUAGGAAUCACGCAGCAGCAACGCCUUCGCUUCUAUAAUGCCACAGAUGAUAUCAGGAGAGGCCUUUAACUUUCUCUGUCGUCGGGUGGCACCUAAUAACACCUCCAUCCAUUAAUUUCCCUCAUUUCCUCUGAUUGUGGACCAGGGUUGGGGAUGGGAGGUGGUGAUUGUAACCCCAAGGCGUCCACUGGGGAAGGUUGUGAACUAGGCACCAGCCUGUCCCACGGAUAAGAUGCCAGAAUAUGAUGCUCCUCAUGGUUAUGCAUCUUAAGUCAUCUAAAUGAUGUCCUGGGAUAGGAAGCCUUCCUGUUUGCCAUCAACUUAAGACUUGCAGUGAAAUGUGGGUGUGUUAAGAACGAUCAGUAGAUUGAGUGGGGUCAUUGGGAAGAGUUAACCUCCUCUGGCAAUGCCUCAAGGUAUGAAGGUGAACACUGCACUGAUACCUUAAUCCAGCUUUCUCUCCAAUGUCACAUUGGACUCAGCAAAUGCAACGUUAAAGUGUUGCACUUGAGUCAAUUAACAUUUUUGAAAUUAGUGAAGUAGGAAUUUGGUCUGAAGCCAAAUUGUCCUGUUGACAUUGUCUCCCCAGGUGUCUCUGAUUUGAUGGGAGAUGAUAGAGUCACAGUUCCUUAAAGUGAUUCAGCAAAAACCCCUUACCUGAUCAGCUACCAUAAUAGUGCUUUUGUGGCUGACUAUAGUAAUGCUUAGCUCAUUCAUUGACUGCUUAGAUCAUGAGCAGCACCUAUGAUUUCCGUCUAUUUGGGUGGAGUUUGUAGAUUAUAAUGUGAACCAUAAAGAGGAGCAGUCAGUACAGACCAACUCCAUUAAAGCAGGAGAGUCUUUCUCGUCAUGCCUUCACUGCUCUGACUAGUGUGGGGGUUGGGGGAUGAUGUACACCUUCUCUUCUGCCGUGAUUCACAGGUAUUUCUUGAGACUGAACGGACAAGGUGGCAAUGAAAGUUGGGGAAAGUGAUGGAGAUGUGGAUGGUAGUUGAGAUGAGAAAGAUCUUGGUGACACAGAUCUGGGAGACCAUAGUGAUGCUGCGGAAAUGGAGAGAGAAGAAACGCUUGUCCAGGUGUCACAUCAAGUGUGAGUGUCAGCUCCCAACACACCAGUAUGGACUAGUGGUAACACCAUACUGAGCAGAUCCCGCUCAGUGCCACCUGCAUUAGACCCAUCCACGUUCUUAAACAGUUGUUGGGUUUAUGGAUCCACCACAGGUAUUUGAAAAGCUACUUCUACUAAUGCAGUGCACCUGAAUGUGAACACAGUUUAGCUGUGAGAAGUUGAUCACUUAACUUAGACCAUUUCCUCCAACAGAGACCAAUUUCUCACUUGUGGUCUUGUAGACAGCAGAGAAAGGGUAACAAAUACAAAUCCCAUAAUUAACUAUGGACUUUGCUGACGAAAUAGCCAAAAGAUCCUAACAUUAUUAUUUUCAUGAAAGCCAGGGAACUUUUGAGAGCAAGGUAUAACUAGUUUUGCAAAUUGUUCCCAUUUACUAGUCAGUUUUUUUGUUCUAUAUCCUUAGUGUCACUGCUUCAAGAAAGUGUCUUUCCCCAUUUUAAGCAAAGAGAGUGUACUGCUGGACACUAUAUAUUGUGGGAUUUAUUUUAUCCUGGUUAUGAACUUAACAUUCAUGAUAUGCAAGUGGAUGUAAAAGAUCCUAUGCACUUCUCGAAAAGUGGUGCCUCUUUAUAACUUGUCUUGGCUGGCAUUCAUUACCAAAAGACAUAGGAACACAUUUAGGCCAUUCGGCCCAAUGAGUCUGCUCUACUAUUUUAUUAUAGCUGAUUUAUUACCCCUCUCAAUCCCAUUCUCCUGCCUUCUCCCCACAGCCUUUGAUACCCUGACUAAUCAAGAACCCAUCAACUUCUAAUUUAAAUAUACUUAUUGACUUGGCCUCCACAACUGUCCGUGGUAAUGAAUUCCACAGAUUCACCACCCUCUGGCUAAAGAAAUUCCUCUUCAUCUCUGUUCUAAUUGGACAUCCCUCUAUUCUGAUACUGUGCCCUCUGGUCCUAGACUUGCCCACUAUAGGAAACAUCCUCACCAUGUCCACUCUAUCUAGGUUUUUCAAUAUUCGAUAGGUUUCAAUGAGAUGCCCUUCAUUCUUUUACAUUCCAGCAAGUACAGGCCUAGGGCCAUCAAAAGUUUCUCAAAGAGGUCUUUUGCACCAAUUUUCUUCCAAUUUAGAAAAUAAUCUAUGCCUCCAUUCC